AUGCGUUUCUCCUCGUUAAUCGCGCUGCUUCCAGUCCUGGUUGCUGCCCAGGACCAACAGUAUGCUUUUAACGAUCAGGUUAAGGGAUGGUUCGAUCAAGUCAAGUCUUUCAUCCCACAGGCUCCUGUUGCUCCGGAGUCCGUCCAGCAAACCGCCCAAAAGUCCACAGCCAAGAUCGCGGAGAAGACCACUACUCAGAUCACCUUCAACAACUGGAAGGAUGUCUUGGAGCCAUCGACCGAGCCACAAGAAUGGCUUAUUUUCCUUACUGGUGGAAACAAAACAUGCUUUGGUCGAUGCCUAAGGGCUGAGCAUGCAUACAAUGACUCUCUUGCACUCUUUGCAGCGGACCCAACAUCACCAAACCUCGGCUACCUAAACUGCGAACAGGAGCCGAUUCUCUGUUCCGUAUGGGCCGCUGCAGCCCCCACUGUUUGGCAUCUCGACCUUCCCCAGGCACUCCCUGGUGAGCCACGUCCUGAAAUUCCUCUGCAUGUUGUGAACGUAAACCACACCACCGUCACCCCGGAGACUAUCUACAACAUCCAUGCAGAGAAGACGUACGAGAACGAGCCGCGUUAUGAGGGCUGGCUUCAUCCUUGGGAUGGAGCCCUCGCCCAAUACGGCUUGAACGUACCCCUUGGCUAUGUUAUCUACGGCUUCGGUGUGGUUCCAAGCUGGGCGAUGAUGAUUGGUAUGAGCUUUCUCAGCAGGAAUAUUAUGGGCCGUCGAGCGGCAAACCCGGGCCAGAUAGCCGGUCGUGGGUAG
Talaromyces atroroseus is the source of this 768-nucleotide messenger RNA. RefSeq lists its product as hypothetical. Bases 1 to 768 code for a protein of 255 amino acids. The record is from RefSeq and is a predicted model, not a curated record. NCBI's taxonomy places the organism in Eukaryota, Fungi, Ascomycota, Eurotiomycetes, Eurotiales, Trichocomaceae. The transcript is spliced from 3 exons.